AUGGCACCACCGUCUACACCAUCAGGCGAAGGACCACAGACCCCGCCACCCAUCAGUCCCGGGGGGACUUACUCAAUACAAAGCAUUACUGUAGGCUGCAAGAUCUACAUAAGGCGCCCAGGCGCAGACGGGGAUGUCGAGGAGCGUCUUGCGGAAAUCCUUUCUAUUCGCGACAAACCGAACAAUCCAUACGCGCGACGCGCUAAGGUAGCGAAAGCCGAAGAACAAGAGAAGCCGGAGGAUAAAUGGGAGUUCUUCGUUCAUUGGGACUCCUUCAACAAACGUUUGGACGAGUGGGUCUCUGGGUCUCGUCUUGUACUGUCGCGCGAUCUCGAAUGGCCACGUCCGAAGCAAUCCAAGGAGAAGAAGGCACCUCAUAAGGACAAGGCUCCUGGAAAGGCACGGGGCUUCAACCUACUCAAGAAAGCUACCUCCAACGCGGCCAAGGCCAACUCGCCGACACCAACCCCAGCUCCUGCAACCCCUCGUAUAGCUAGCAGAUUCUCAUCAUCCCCGUCACCUGUACCAUCCUCGCUGAAACGGAAGCGCAUUCCUAUGGACGACGAAGAGGAAGAAGACGGUGAUGAGGAUGCAGACGCGGACGCAGAUGCAGAUGGUGAAGCUGAUGCAGAGGGGGAAAUGGAUAUUGACGGAGACGGAGAGGCCGAAUCACUUGACCUUUCCAAUGUUGUGGCCGAAGAUUCGCAGGAAACCCCCGCAGAUUCCUCCGUGUAUAGCAAGGAGCAGGAGAUUGAGAAGCUUCGCACUUCUGGAUCCAUGACACAGUCAAUUUCCGAGAUCGCGCGGGUGAAGAACCUCAAUCGCCUGCAGAUAGGCAAACACGAGGUUGACGCAUGGUACUUCAGUCCGUACCCCAAGGAAUACGCGCACAUCCCUGUCAUGUAUAUCUGCGAGUUCUGCCUAUGCUACUUCCCUUCACCAAUGAUGCUUACGCGACACCGCAAACACUGCCUACUCCUUCACCCACCGGGCAACGAGAUUUAUCGUCACGAAGAUAUAUCAUUCUACGAGAUCGACGGCAAGAGGCAGUUGACUUGGUGCCGAAACCUUAGUUUGCUAUCAAAAUGUUUUCUAGAUCACAAAACGCUGUAUUACGACGUUACCCCCUUCAUGUAUUAUGUUAUGGCUCAACGGGAUAGUACGGGAUGCCAUAUAAUCGGAUAUUUCUCCAAGGAGAAGGAGUCCGCCGAAAACUAUAACGUCGCAUGCAUCCUCACUCUGCCACAGCAUCAGCGUCACGGAUACGGCAAGUUGCUCAUCGAAUUUUCCUACGAACUCAGCAAGAAAGAGGGCAAGCUCGGCAGUCCGGAAAAACCUCUGAGUGACUUGGGGUUACUUGGAUACCGUGCAUAUUGGGCGGAAACUAUCAUUGAUUUUAUAGUGAAUACGACGGACACGGAGAUUAGCGUUGAUGAUAUUGCGCAGAAGACAUCAAUAACGCAUACAGACGUGAUGAACACGUGCACGACUCUAGGCCUUACCAAAUAUUACAAAGCGCAGCAUAUUAUUUGCAUCGACAGCACGGUGCUCGACAGAUACGAAAAGGCUAAGCAGAAGCGACGACGCAGGAUUCAUCCAGAAUAUAUCAAAUGGAAACCCCCUGUAUUUACUCGAGACCAGCUUCGCUUCGGCUGGUGA
Pleurotus ostreatus (oyster mushroom) is the source of this 1659-nucleotide messenger RNA. RefSeq names its product Histone acetyltransferase (gene ESA1). The transcript has 5 exons. Bases 1 to 1659 code for a protein of 552 amino acids. NCBI's taxonomy places the organism in Eukaryota, Fungi, Basidiomycota, Agaricomycetes, Agaricales, Pleurotaceae. The record is from RefSeq and is a predicted model, not a curated record. Gene Ontology annotation, molecular function: histone acetyltransferase activity. Gene Ontology annotation, biological process: regulation of DNA-templated transcription.